Molecule: messenger RNA, 354 nt
Organism: Plasmopara halstedii
Lineage: Eukaryota; Oomycota; Peronosporomycetes; Peronosporales; Peronosporaceae
Product: ubiquitin extension protein
Exons: 2
Coding region: 1-354 (117 amino acids)
Source: RefSeq, a predicted model, not a curated record
AUGGAGAAUGGAUCGCUUAGAGAAACGGAACAUACAAGUGAUUAUAAUGAAGUGUCAACACCAAAGCUUCAAGAACAAAUGGACAAGGCUACUGACAACCAGGAGCGGCAACUUGAUGCUGUUUAUUCAGGUGUGCAAAGACUUCGUAUGGCAGCUAACGCCACGAAUGAAGAAGUGAUUUCGCAAAAUGCUAUGCUUGAACAUGUGAGUGUGCAGAUUAGUGACACGGAAGAGGCUGUACAGGAACAAACAAUAGCAGCACGUAAAGUUGUCAGUGCACAUCGCAAACUCUUUUGCUACUAUGUGAUCAUCUUUGUACUAGCAGCGGCACUGCUUGUCGUGAUUUUUAUUUAG